Carya illinoinensis is the source of this 598-nucleotide messenger RNA. Its product is annotated as photosystem I reaction center subunit psaK, chloroplastic-like. Lineage: Eukaryota; Viridiplantae; Streptophyta; Magnoliopsida; Fagales; Juglandaceae. The coding region runs from base 90 to 479 and encodes 129 amino acids. The transcript is spliced from 3 exons. The record is from RefSeq and is a predicted model, not a curated record. Gene Ontology annotation, biological process: photosynthesis. Gene Ontology annotation, cellular component: photosystem I; membrane.
AUAACGGUUUUGAACAAAGGAAAUGAUAAAUUAGAGAAGGAGAAAUAUUGGGUAUUGUAAGAACAAAUUUUCAUUGGUAUUGGAGGAAAAUGGCAACUACUGUGAUGACUUCUCUCCCACAAUAUAGUGGGCUAAGACCUCAAAUUUCAGCAGCUCCAGUCCGAAGCCUGGCAGCAAUUCAACCAAUGAGGCGUAAGGGAAAGGGAGCUUUGGGUGCUCGCUGUGAUUUCAUUGGAUCACCCACAAAUUUGAUAAUGGUGGUUUCUACGAGUCUGAUGCUAUUUGCUGGGAGGUUUGGGUUAGCACCAUCGGCAAACAGAAAGGCGACGGCUGGACUGAAGCUUGAAGCAAGGAACUCCGGCCUGCAGACAGGUGACCCAGCUGGUUUCACUCUUGCAGAUACCUUGGCAUGUGGAUCAGUUGGUCACAUUAUUGGGGUUGGGGUUGUUCUUGGCCUUAAAAACAUGGGUUCACUGUAAAAUUAUCUUUAAAUAUCUUCUCAUCUUUUGACUCAUCACUUUAUGUUGUUCUUUGUUUACAACGUGUAUUUGGAUUAAGAACUCCUUAAAAAAUGUGUUUGCUGGUGUUGAAUCGUUCA